GUCAUCAAUCUUCCUGACAAUUCUUUACUUCUGAGUCUGUUGCACAUUGUCUUUUAUUUAAAUCUAAUUAAUGAAUGAACAAAAUACUUCAAACCAAACUCGCAGGUCUGUGUUAGCUCAUGCACUGCGCUCCACUCGCCACUGAUCCCAGGUCCUCGGCUGCAGGCUCCGGUGUGAUGUAACAGGAAGUGGUGGGUUAGCCUUCCAACGUCAACCUGACAGCCGCCUCGUCUGCGCUCAUUGAGCGCCGGAGAUCCCCAGCGUUUGGUGCUCUGCGCUCAAGACAGAAGACACAAGCCCUGAGAGAAUCUAUUCCAGCGCUGCUGUUGGAUUUGUAAUUCUCCGAUCUGCAGCUGUUAAAUCAUCGACCAGCUUUGACAUGGCCAAAAGGAAGAUGGAUAACAUUGUGCGGAAUGUGAUGGUGGCACUCGUACUGCUGUGUAAUCUAACAAAGAUUUUUGUGACGGCAAGCCUGGAGGUGAAUGAAACCCACCAGCAGCAGCACCCAACCCACGUCUACCAUGACAUAGGAGUUACCAGGAACAAGAUAGUUACAGCGCAGUUUGAGUGCUAUCAAAAGAUAAUGAAGGACGAUACCCAAGGCAGAGAAGAGCCCAUGUGUAAUCGCACUUGGGAUGGCUGGCUGUGUUGGGACGACACCAAUGCGGGUGUGAACUCAGAGCAGCACUGCCCCGACUACUUCCAGGAUUUUGAUCCUUCAGAGAUAGUUACAAAGAUCUGCACCGACAGUGGUCUUUGGUUCCUGCAUCCAGAGAGCAACCGGACAUGGACCAACUACACCCGCUGCAAUCUACACACCAAUGAAGGCAGAGUGACUGCAAUGAAUCUUUUCUACUUGGCUCUCAUAGGACAUGGCCUGUCACUGACCUCCCUCUUGGUCUCCCUCGGGAUAUUCUUCCAUUUCAAGAGUUUAAGUUGCCAAAGGAUCACGCUUCACAAAAACCUCUUCUUCUCUUUUGUUUUGAACUCUGUGAUCACUAUCAUUUGGUUGACAGCGGUGGCAAACAAUCAGGAGCUGGUGCAGAGGAAUCCAACGAGCUGUAAAGUGUCCCAGUUCAUUCAUCUCUACCUGUUUGGCUGCAAUUACUUCUGGAUGCUGUGCGAGGGAAUCUACCUGCACACUCUCAUCGUGGUGGCUGUGUUUGCUGAGAAGCAGCACCUGAUGUGGUACUAUCUUUUAGGCUGGGGCUUUCCUCUAAUUCCGGCUUCCAUACAUGCCGUUGCUCGAGGUUACUACUACAACGACAACUGCUGGAUUAGCUCCAAAACGUCGCUACUCUACAUAAUCCAUGGUCCCAUCUGUGCUGCUCUUUUGGUCAAUUUGUUCUUUCUACUGAACAUUGUGCGAGUGCUCAUCACCAAGCUGAAGGUGACCCACCAAGCGGAGUCUAGUCUCUACAUGAAAGCUGUGAGGGCCACCCUCAUCCUGGUGCCUCUUCUGGGAAUCCAGUACGUCCUGCUCCCCUACAAGCCAGGGGGACGGGUGUCCUCCGAGAUAUACGACUACAUCAUGCACAUACUGAUGCAUUACCAGGGUCUGCUGGUGGCCACCAUCUUCUGCUUUUUCAAUGGAGAAGUCCAAGCGGUUUUGAGGAGGCACUGGAACCAGUAUAAUAUCCAGUUUGGAAGCAGCGUAGGAAACCACUCGGAUGCCAUGCGUUCAGCCUCCUACACAGCUUCCUCCAUCACAGAGGUACAGGGUUGCUACAGCAUCGACAGCCACACAGAACACAUGAACGGCAAGGGCUGCCACGACGCCGACGCCUCUAUCUUAAAGACAGACAGCCCUUUCGCCUGACCACAACGCUCCUUCCAAGCCCCCCCCCAUUCCCCUCCUUAAAAACUGCAGCAUGUUUGGAGCGCAGUGUCAACCAGGGAUACUCACCUCUUCCUUUACAUACAAUAUAGGAAGCAAUGAGUGAGGAUAUGGAUUGUAUACCCAGGCUCCCAGCCACCUGAAGGAAAUCGUCACCUCUCUGUCACACCGACACAGACCAUUUAACAGUACUGUACGGUUGUACAGCUUGAUACAACUAUUCCUGCGCUGUGUUUUGUCUACAAUUUGACACUGAACUGCUUCACUUGACCUAAGAUGCACUCUGAUAAUCACAAUAUUGUUGCGACCUUUUCUGCCUGACAAAAUUGUUUUUAAAUGGAUUCAUAUUAACUGCUUGACUGUCCUUUUGGGGUCAUGUUGUGCACAAAAAAGCCUUUGGUUACACUGUAAAAAAAUGUUGACAUGGUUAGUGCCAAACCAAGAAAUCUUGCUUGCCUCAUUUAUUUUAUUUUAAAAUAGAAUUAGAACGAAGAUAGGACGUCUAACAGGUGCAUAACAAUAUAUUACAGCGAUAUUAUAUCUUUCACAUGUUAAACUUAAUUUAUCUGAACGUAUAAUUGUUUAUUGAAUGAAGAAGUAAUAAAUACCAUACAGUAUUUAUUGAAGUUGAUAUGCUACAUGUUUUCAAAAUUAGUCGAAUACGACUUGUUGCCAGCUUCAUGUAAAUGUUCUAUGUAUUUCUUGUUUGUUUCAGUGUUUGUUUCUACGUGUGCAGUUAAUGCAGAUGAUUUACGGAAUCAUACCGUUAGCUAGAAAUUGUUAUCAUGCUAAUAUUUCAGCGUGUUUAAAGUGAUCCUUAGUGACCUGUGCAUCCUGUAAACCACAUGAUAGGUUGUAAUGUAACUUGUAAACACAAUAUUAUCACAAGAAGCCAUCUUUAAAUCACAUGUACUCCAAUAUACACUCAUUACACCUGAAUGUAACAGUGAAGUUAGAAGACUUGGCUUCCAACAAAAUAGGUAUCGCAUUCCCCUUCACUGCUCUCUUUAGCCUUACUCCUCUGAGAUUCUUUAGAUAUAACCACUAUAUAAGCAUUACCGGGUGUUCGGACUUAAAACAGCACUGUAGUCAAAUAUGAUCCAGCAAUGCCAGUUUGAGUGAUACAUCCAUGACUUUUAAAGAAAAGGUUUGGAUUUUCCAGGUCCAUUUUAACACAAUACUUGCAUACUAUUCAAAGGGUUAUUGGUUGCUGAAUUAUUUCCCUCUGUUCGUAUUGGCCGUGAAUCAAUCCCGUCAUAGUGCAACUACACUGUUGGGACGAAAUCCACAGUCCCUGGUGCAGAAACUGAAAAAGUUCACCUGACGCUAAUGUUGUUAACCAAAUCAAGUGAGUUUGUACCUGCUAGCUACUUGCUAACCGACAACUCUUUCAGUAUUAAUGUGCAACAUAUCCUAGCAUACAACGGUUCAUAUGAUAUUUUACGAGAGGUUCUUUUUGUGUGUUUUUCUACGAAUGUACAGCCAAACUGUGCACAAAUCAGUGCACAAUCCCCUACGGUGUUUAGGCGACAAAACUACUUGGUCAGGUUUAGGAAAAGAUCGGGGUUUGGGAUAAAAUAACUACAGAAGUGGGGUUGCUUAAGUUUGAAAGUCACAUGACGAAUUGAUUAGGUGGGUUAUAUACACAUUAUUAUGCAUUACUUGUCGUAGGUAUAGCUUCAAACAGUGUAUGAGAACAGCCUUACAUGUGAGUUUUGUGUUAAAAUAGAUUGGACAAAAUCCAAACCCGUUCUUCAAGGCUUAUCAAAACACCAAGACACUAGGGAAUUAUAACACCGUGAGGAAAUAUUGUACAACUCUGAGUUGUAGACCAUGGUGGAACUAAUUGCAUCCUCUGUCUCCUCUGAUUUUGAGGUGUGCAGUAGACAUUCCUGAAAUACACUUUUUGGCCAAUGUGUCUCCAGAUGUUGCUGGAUUUUAUUGCGUCAGGUUUGGCUUUUUUUGCCAGGGCGAGCUGACCUCAUUGAAAUAAAUGAGGGAGAUGCGUUUUCGUAGUGCUAAUGUCAGUCUGAACACACGCCUUAGUCAGAGGUAAUGAUAUUAUCAGGUCUCACAAGAAACAGUGCAAAAAAAUAAAUAGUACUGCAACAACCAUUCUUUGUAAAGCAUUUAGCUAAAGCAGGGUGUGUGUCAUCCGAUGUAAUAUUUUUUUGUAAAUCUAGCGUGUCUGAGAAGAGGGGAAGUUGAACAUAUGAGAGUGUGUGUGUGUGUAUGCAUGAUUUAUAUAUACAGUAUUUAUGAGUACCUUAUACUCUGACGCAUAUUCAACCACGAAGCGACUGUCUUUAUGUGACAGUGUGUGGGAUGUUGAUACAGAAGUUGUUUGUUCUACGUGUAUGUUUUAAAAAAAGGGAGGGUGUGAAAUAGCUUGCAACAAGCUACUCGUAUCUGUCUGCCCAUAUUAUUUGUCAUCAUCCUCGGUGGAGUCUGUCCACCUUUCUAUUUUGCCUGUAUUUGAAAAGUGAAAAAGAAAAGUAUCACUGCGUUCUGUGUAAGAUGUUCAUGCCAUAUUUACCAGAACAGACAUAAAUGUUUCCUGAAACAUUCACCGUUCCAUAGGGCGUGUUUUCUUUACUAUUUAAAUCUGUAUUUAAAACAAAAAAAUUCACAAUCCUGUGUCAGUUGCUUUUGUCUUUGAUGGGUCAUUUUGUUUUACAAUAAUUUUGAAUGUUUCAAAUAUUCUUGUCAUUAAUACGACUGUGAUGACUUACAGCAUUUGAGUCCACACACAACAGGUAGAGACAUAUUUUCAAGAAAUGUAUAUAUUAUUUUCUCCUGUGGAAAAGGAGUAAUCUUGGCUUCCAAUGUUCGAGGCAAAGAGUUCAUUUCAGACACAGGAAUAUAUUCUCAGUAUUCUUAGCAACAGGUGUCAUUGUCACGCAUACAGUUUAUACUUUUUUUAUGUCAGAUCUGCAGGACAGUUACUCCAUUGAAUCAUAAACUAUGCAGAUAACAUUUCUGCCUGUCACAGUUCUGAUUUGCAGCAAGCAAUUCAUGUUCAAUGAAGUCUUCAUAAACCAAGUCAUGUAUUGUGAAGUGGAUGCAUCAUAAUCUUUUAUGAAGCUACAGCAAUUUAAUCACAAAUGUGCAAAAGCUAGAGGCUUCUGUCAAAUGUAUUAACUCAUAUAAGUAUUAUUUUGGUUGUGUACAGUAUUUUAUGUAUGAUAUAUUUUCAUAUGGCUCUCCAAAGGGUUUGUAACGUCACCUGUGACACUUUUGGUGAUAUGUUGUACAAGUGCAACAAAAGCAUCAAGGGCAAUGUGUGUAGUUUUACUGUACUGUAUUUAACUUUGGUAGUCCUGACACAUUGACUCCUCACUGUUUGAUUGUAACUGGUUGUUCUAUAUAUAUACGUAUAUACAUGUGUAUAUAUACAUAUGUAUACGUACAAUGUGUGUUUUUUAUUAUUUCACUAAAUUAAACAAUUAGAUUACAA
This is a messenger RNA of Anarrhichthys ocellatus (wolf-eel), 5294 nucleotides long. It is a transcript of the gene calcrla, whose product is annotated as calcitonin receptor-like a. Gene Ontology annotation, biological process: cell surface receptor signaling pathway; adenylate cyclase-activating G protein-coupled receptor signaling pathway; angiogenesis. The record is from RefSeq and is a predicted model, not a curated record. The coding region runs from base 380 to 1819 and encodes 479 amino acids. Gene Ontology annotation, molecular function: adrenomedullin receptor activity; calcitonin gene-related peptide receptor activity; calcitonin receptor activity. Gene Ontology annotation, cellular component: plasma membrane. NCBI's taxonomy places the organism in Eukaryota, Metazoa, Chordata, Actinopteri, Perciformes, Anarhichadidae. The transcript has 13 exons.